Messenger RNA from Plenodomus lingam JN3, 1692 nucleotides. RefSeq lists its product as uncharacterized. The record is from RefSeq and is a predicted model, not a curated record. Gene Ontology annotation, molecular function: zinc ion binding; ubiquitin protein ligase activity. Lineage: Eukaryota; Fungi; Ascomycota; Dothideomycetes; Pleosporales; Leptosphaeriaceae. Gene Ontology annotation, cellular component: cytoplasm.
AUGGCCUCCAAGCCGCGGACAAGUAGCAUGUCGCAGGCAUCUGAGAGCUCUCAGACUGCAGCAGAGUUCAUCAAAGAACAACUCAGUCUUGAGGCUGAAGCACGCGAGGCGCUUCCAUAUCAAUUCGACACUUGCACACGCGAUCUCGGUCCUCUUCGUCAAAGUCUAUACGCAUGCCUUACUUGCAACCCUCCUCCCGCUUCUCCUGCCCAAGUACACAUCCCCGCUGGCGUCUGCUACUCGUGCUCGAUAUCAUGUCAUGGUGAACAUACUCUCGUGGAGCUUUUCAACAAGCGCGACUUCAUUUGUGAUUGUGGGACAAAUCGCAUACCGGAGACGACACCCUGCACACUCCGUAUAAAUUCGACGACUGGGCAGAAGGGAGACGUCAGCGGAGAGGAGCCAGCCACAUCCAACAAAUACAAUCAAAACUUCCAGAAUCGGUUUUGUGGUUGCGGAGAGGAAUAUGACGCACAACAGGAAAAGGGAACGAUGUUCCAAUGUCUCGGCCUUGGCACCUGCGAAGAGGGCGGAUGCGGUGAAGACUGGUGGCAUCCAGAGUGUCUUGUUGGUCUUUCUCGUGAACAGUACAGGAAGAUGAUCGAAAAGCCGAAGACUGACAAAAAUAAUGGCACUGCACAGACUGCAGCUGCGGGAAAACCAACAGAGAAACUAGCUAGCGAUAACACCACAACAGAGACUGAGCCUCCAAGUGCAACAACUAUCACUACCGCUGUUGGUAAUGGCAAUGGAGUAGACGGCCACGACGUAGAAGCUGGAGCUGAAGAGCAGGACGAAGAUGAUGAUCCGCCUCUGCCACCCGGCUUUCCGGCAGAAGAUGACUUUGAUCAUUUCCUCUGCUACAAGUGCGUGGCGGCACAUCCUUGGAUCAAGAAGUACGCCGGUUCUACCGGCUUCUUACCGCCCGUAUACUUCGACGCCUCCAUUGCAAUUUCAAACGCGGAGAAGGUUCAGUCCGGAAAUCCUGAAUUUUCAACUGUCGAGUCCAAGAAGCGUAAAGCAUCUGAAGAGAAUGAGAACGAACAGAUAGCCUCAACCGCCACUCUAGAGGCUCCAGCCCCGGCCAAGCGCCAAAAAUCCGAAGACCCAAAAAACGCCUUAGCAAGCCUCGCUGAGGACACAGUCAACCUACCCAUUACCCCAAAGAAGCAAGAAGAACCCUCAGUGCCCAAGCAUACUUUGCUCCCACCACUUCCCGAAACCGCUCUUACAACCCCCUUCUCGCUCUUCCUCAAACCCGACUUCCGCGACCAUCUUUGCCGCUGUCCAGACUGCUUCCCCCUUCUGAAACCGCACCCCCAACUUCUCGAAGAAGAAGACACUUACGAGCCUCCCGUCUCUGAAUCUGGCGACGAAAACCCACAGUCCGUCGGCACUGGCAGUCUUCUCGACCGCGGCGAAGUAGCGUUUAAUAAUAUGGACCGCGUCCGUGCGAUUCAGGGGGCCAUGGCAUAUGCACAUCUCAAGGACAAGGUUGCGGCUUUUUUGAAACCGUUUGCGGAGUCUGGGCAGGCGGUUGGUGCGGAGGAUGUCAAGGCGUAUUUUGAGAAGCUGAGAGGUGAUGAGCAGGGUAUCCAAGAGGCGGCUGGUGGAGCGAGGCAGAGUAGAGAUGGUGAUGGCGAAGGUGGAGCGGGAGGAGGAGCUGGGAGGACGGAGCAGAGUGGAUAUUGA